ACCCUCGUUUUGGCGUGGAGAGAUGUCAGCCAUUUUGUUGGGCGAAGAAAGUAUUUAAUAGCAAAUUUAUGUGUGAAAAAUAGAUCGACAUGAAAUGGAUCUUAAAAAUGUGUCAUAUAGCUUAAACAGUCAUUUUUCUAAAUUGGUCGCUGGAUAGUGCUGUGAUCACUGAAAAAUAGGCUAAAUUACAAUAGUUUUGAGCCAAUCUCUGCCCUAGCGACCCGUUUCCGGGCUCGAUCGACUAGUGACAACAAAUCCUCAAGUCUGUCUAAUUAAUGUCUCUGUUCACAUAACACGACAGAUUCAUACGUUUAUGUGCGUGCAUUAAACAUAACUGUGAUGAACGAUUAAGUGUUUGGCGAACAUUUAGCAGUUAAUGAAUUAAGAAAUUCAAGAUGUCGGCAACCGCAAGAGGACCAGCAACACUUCACACAGUUCACGAAUCUGUGGUGGUCGAUAGGCAUGAUCGGCAUUUGGGUUCAUCCAAAGGAAAAGAGGGUACUGAUGAAAAUACAACUACACCAUCAUCAACACGAGUUUCAUCAUCAAGGUCUAGGGCUAAUGAUGAACCUCACAUAGGAAAAUACCGUCUCAUAAAAACAAUUGGUAAAGGAAAUUUUGCCAAAGUAAAACUCGCUAAACAUGUUCCUACAGGAAGAGAGGUUGCUAUUAAAAUAAUUGACAAAACACAACUGAAUCCCUCAAGUUUGCAAAAGCUUUUUCGAGAGGUGAGAAUUAUGAAAAUGCUUGAUCAUCCCAACAUAGUUAAGCUUUUUGAGGUUAUAGAAACAGAAAAGACUCUAUAUCUUGUUAUGGAGUAUGCAAGUGGAGGUGAAGUUUUUGAUUAUUUAGUUGCUCAUGGACGAAUGAAAGAAAAAGAAGCGCGAGCCAAAUUUAGACAGAUAGUUUCUUCUGUUCAAUACUGUCAUCAAAAACACAUUGUGCAUAGGGAUUUAAAGGCAGAAAAUCUAUUGCUAGACAGUGACAUGAACAUAAAAAUUGCAGAUUAUGGUUUUAGCAACGAAUUUGUUCCUGGCAACAAAUUAGAUACAUUUUGUGGUAGUCCUCCAUAUGCUGCACCAGAACUUUUUCAAGGAAAAAAAUAUGAUGGCCCUGAAGUUGAUGUAUGGAGUUUAGGUGUGAUAUUAUAUACUUUAGUGAGUGGAUCUCUUCCAUUUGAUGGUCAAAACCUUAAGGAAUUGAGGGAGAGAGUUCUUAGAGGGAAGUACAGAAUACCUUUCUACAUGUCAACGGAUUGUGAAAAUCUAUUGAAAAAAUUUCUGGUUUUAAACCCUUUAAAAAGGGCUAGCUUGGAGACCAUAAUGAAGGACAAGUGGAUGAAUAUAGGUUAUGAAGAUGAUGAACUUAAACCAUUUAUAGAGCCCCCUCCAGACAUAAAUGAACCAAUGAGGAUAGAACUUAUGAUCAACAUGGGUUACAAUCGCAAGGAUAUUGAAGAGUCUCUUAAAAUGCAAAAGUAUGAUGAUAUCCAUGCUACAUAUCUGCUUCUUGGCAGACGUACAACAGACGUAAGUAGUUUAUUGGAAGGCAGUGAUAGAUCAGGUAGCAACUUAUCUCUCCAGCAGAUACGGGUUCCAUCAUCACGACCUCAUGAUAAUAAUAGUUCUAGCCAAUCUCCAAACAAGGUGCCUCGAAGCCAGUCAGCCACCAGCAGCUCAAAUAAUCAGAAGCCACGUCGUUACAGUCAGGGUGGAGAAAAUAAUGGCAAUGGUUCGGGGAGUGUUAGUGCAUCCCAGACACAAUCAAAUUCAUCCCGGAGACCAACUACAGAAUCUGCUGCCACCAAACAGAGUACUUUAGAAGAAAGAAUGGGCAAAGUUUCAGUUGGGGGUGGAAAUAGUAACAGUGGUGUUCCUGUAGUUUCUUCAGAUUCUCCAAAGAUUCAAACAGGCAAGAGCACAGCAAAUCAUUCAGACAGUACAGAAGUUGUUAGUUCACUCAGCAAUAAGCCAAAGAGUCCUUCAAAAAACUCCAUAGAUUCUCCUAAGAUGCAUGCCAGAAAAGGUUCAAAUCAUUCCACUUCAUCAUCUAAAGAGAACACAGUCCCAUCUUCGCGUCCUAAGACUCCUAGGGGCUCAACGGAGGGCAUGAAGAUCACUGGUCAGACUGCAAUACGAGCAACAAUGCCCACUAGGAAGAGCAAUCAUUCAGCAUCUGCUACAUCAUCUGCAACUCCAAAAACUAUAAUGAGCCAUAGUCACAGUACAAGCAUUCCUCGGCGUAGUACAUUUAGUCCAGGAGAUAACAGGGCAGUUACACCUGGUGAAAAGCCAAGGCCAACUAAUGGACAAGAUACACGCAGCAACGCAAGUUCAACACCACCAGAACCCCCAAGUAGUACAAGUUCAACUCCCACGCCAUCAUCAGCUAGACCGAAAGGACAUGCAAAAUCUAACAGCAUGUCCCAAUCGGCUCGAGCCAGUGAAUUGCCUUCAACUAUAAGUGAUGGUGAUCAAAGACCUACGACUGCUCCUGGAAAAACGCCUGCCAUAUCCCCUGGUGUAAAGCCUAAUUUAACAAGAGGUACACAGGCAAGAAACACAUUCCAUGGCCGCGAUGCACGUAAACAAGUGGUAAAUCCUUAUAAUGGACCUGGUGGAGUAACUCAACAUCCUGCAGACUCAUCAAACAUGGCUGGACAAAGGCCAUCCUUUUUCAAUAGGAUAACUUCAAAGUUCAGUCGAAGACCUGAAGGUGGAUUGCAGAGCUCCUCUCCCCAUGCAUAUGCCAGCGGGAGGGCUCCCGCCCUGUCACCCCACGUUUUUCGCAGGUCUAUGUCUGGGGAAACACGGGACCCAGAGGGUGUCAAACCCAGAUCACUCCGUUUUACAUGGAGCAUGAAAACCACAAGUGCAAUGGAUCCCAAUGAUAUGAUGAAAGAAAUCAGAAAGGUUCUGGAUGCUAAUAACUGUGACUAUGAGCAAAGGGAACGUUACCUUUUGUUAUGUGUACAUGGAGACCCCAACACAGAUAGCCUUGUUCAAUGGGAAAUGGAAGUUUGCAAGCUGCCACGCUUGUCACUUAAUGGUGUUCGUUUCAAGCGCAUAUCUGGAACAUCAAUAGGAUUCAAGAACAUUGCAUCCAAGAUAGCAAACGAAUUAGAUGGCUUUAAUGAUGUGGCUUGAGAUGAAGAAAUCAGUGGCCUCUGAUGGAAACUACCAAACUGUCUACUGUGGGGUGCAUCAGUUUAACAUUUUUUAUUUUAUUAAAGAACAAUACAAGCUGAUGGACUUCAUUUCUGUCUUCAAUCAUAGAACUGAUAAUCACAAACUGUGUACCAUCUUACAAACCUUUUACGGCUGUGAACAAUAACAUAGUGCAUAUUUUGUUGGACUAUCACGACUAAAAAGUGUUUAAAAAACUUCCUUAUGCAUAUUAAUCUGAUUGGUAGAGGUUGAAGGAAAAAAAACUAUACAAUUUGAAAUUAAAUGUUUAGAUUAUGUGAAGAGAAAGAAAGUUUUAUAAUGAUGUGCACACACAUACAAAUAAAUGUAUAAAAACACAAAACUGGUUUUAGAAUGUUAUGGUAUUUAUUAGACAAACACUUUUUUAUAACAGUGAUGUUAUUUUUUAUACAUUAAUUGCAUUGUUAAGGUAGCAUUUAAUUUCAAUAUUGUUUAAACUGCUAACAAAAACAGUUGUGUUUAACAGCUCACAACAUUAUAUUUCUUGACAGUUAUAUUUUUUUUAGUGCACUAGUAAUGUUUGUUUGUUUUUUUAAAUUUAAGAAUGAAAAAAAAUAUUCUUGAAUAGUUUAGCUAUAGAGUACUACUUAUACUACAGUUGAAAAUUAACUUGAUUAUAUUUUUAAUUGCAUUCAGUAAUUUCAUUUUGGUAAUGUUUGUUUUUAGAUGUCAAAAUCUUGCACUUAAAAUAUUUUACACUGGUAAAAGUUUUACUUUGCUUAUCAAUUUGUCCAGUUUGUGCUUCUUUAAUUUAAUGGUAUAAGCUAGUUUUAGUAUUUUAAUAAGUUUUUUUACAUUAUAAGUGUGAAUUCAGGUUGAGAUGACUCACAAUUGAUUGGUCACAUGGUAAUAAAAGAAAUAAUUUAAAUAGCCUGCCACAACUUUGUGGAGAUUUGCAAUUUUGACUAACCAAUUCUGAAAGACAAUAGUAAUACUUGUAGUUAUGCACUUGAACUUCUACUUCUUAAAGUUGAUUAAAAAUAACUUAUGAAUUUUGAAUAAGUAGGUAUUUUUAACGGAUGUUUCUGGUUCAUUCAAAUGGAAAAAUUUAGUUUUUUUUCCUUCAAGCAUCUGUUUAUUUGACAUUUUGUACUUUGAUACACUUGGACCUAUGUAAAUUUUGUAUAAAGAAAAAUCUAUUAUUUCACAUUGUACAGCACUAUAAAAGUUUGGAUUGGUUGCAAUGUAUGAAGUUAAUUUCUUGGUUUGUUUCUGGUCUUUUCAUGUACUUGUAUUUAAAGAAAAGUACUAGAAAAAUGAGAAUUUAGAUUUUAUAUUAAAUGCACCUAUUUUGCUUUUAGCAAAUAUUUGUCUUUUUGGUAAACAAGAUUGGCUGAUGGUGGUCAGUGUGACUUCAUUAUUCUUUUAUGCAAGUCCUUUUUUUUUAGUUAAUGGAAAAUUCAAUUCACCAUUAAAACUUUAAAAUAUCAAAAUUUAGAGAGAAUAAUAAACAAAAUAAAAUUGUCCACAGUUACAUCAUUUAAAAAAACUAAGACACCUUUUUAAAAUAAAAACAAGUGUAGUUCUUGUACAACAUACCUAUUUGGCAAGUUAUUACAUUUUUCAUGUACAAAUUCUUACUGGGUUUUUAAAUUCAAAAGUUCCUUUUAGGUUCAAACUAUUUUGUAGUUACCCAGCUGGGUUUUGCAUUAUAUUUUAUGUAUGGUUGCUUUUUUGUGAUGUGACAGUUCUUUUAUGUGAUUUAUUCCCAGUCUUGUAUAGUGCAUUUACCAGGAGGCUGAUACUUUUUUCAUUAAAAAAAAGCUAAUUGAAUUAUUUCAACAUUUAGGGUUAGAACAUUUCUUGUCAGAUGUUGUAAAUACUCAUACUAAUUGCUGAGUGAAUGUGUAUAGGUAUGUAUGCCAAGAAAAUCUGUACCCUUACUAUGGCUGACCAAGCUGUAGAGCUGUAAAAAAUAUUUUAGCUUGUUCUAAGUAGCCUGUUAUUUAUGAUUAGUUUUGUAUGGAUGAGCACAUUUUAAAGUAUUGUCACUGGUUGUUUUAAAUUAGUGUGUGCAAAUCAAGCUCACAUUUCCACUUCUAAUGAAAGUAGAUUUAAUGGUAAAUUGUAUUGCUGACUGAAAUUCCAAGUCAUUAAUUAAAACAUUUUUAUUUGUAGCUGAACUAACUCCAGCACUGUUUUCUUUCCCCUCCUAUGCAAAAUAGAUUCUUUGCUUUUUUUUUUUUGUCAUUUUGGGCAUAUGUACCAAGAUUUUUAAAAAUUCAUUUUUAGCUUGGAAUCAAGCAGUUUUUAAAUAUAGUUGUACUUUCAAUGCCUUUAAACUGGCACUCUGAGUAUUAAAGUCCACAUGAAAAUGUACUGCAAAAUUUUUAAUUUGUUUUAAGUUCUUGGUUACCUAGAGAAUAUUUUUGUUAAAACUUUCUCUGGAUCAAAUUGUGUGGUCGGUUUUGGUCGUCAUAUUUUUCAUGUUUCCUUAUACCUGAAGUUUUUAAAUGAAAAAGAUUCCAAUUCCAGAUAAUUGAUUGUUUUUAUUUCUUUAAAAAGAAUUUACAUCUAUCAUUUCAUUGUUAAAUAUUAGAAUGUGAGAAGUUGUGUGUAGACCUAUUUCUUUACCUAUUGAUUGUUGGAAUGCUGAAAGAACAAGUACAGUUAUUUUAAAGAAAAGAAUUGGAUCAUUGUAUAUUACUUUGAGCUGGAAGUUAAUACAGACUUUAAAAGAUUUAUUAUCAAACUGUUGAGAAAUAAUAGGCCUUUAGGAUUUUAAGUUGCUUUACACGUGUGUAAUACUUGGCUGGAAAAAAGUUGUCUGCCUUAGUAAUUACUCAUCAGAGAUUUCAUGUCUUAAAUAAAAAUUUAUGAAAUUAAAAUAUUUUGAAAACAAAAUCUAAUUUAGAUCACAAUUAUGAAAAUAGAACUAGGCAAUAAUAACAUUUAUACAUAUUGACAUCAAAUUUUUAGAAGUGUUGAUGAAUCAUGGUACUAACAAGCACAAUUUUCUAUAGCAGAAUUCAGAUGACAAUAUUGGUAUUAAAACUGUAAAAAGAUAUACCUAUAUUGGCAACUCUGUGAUGUAUUGAGUUACUGUGGUAGAAUUCAAAUUGUGUGUUGUUUGCCAGCAAAGGGCUUUCUUCUGCAUUAAAAUAACCUGUAUGUCAGUUCAUUGUCUAUGGUUUGCAAAAAUCCUUAACCUGGGGAUUAUCAAACUGUUUUUCCAAUUUAAUUGCACUUAAAUUAAUAUAAAUAAUAUAUCAGUUGUGUGAUUGAAAAGUUGAAAGUGUCAAAAAGUUUAGUUUGCUUGAACUGGUCAUGUGAUACAUUUUUUUUUUCAUUAAAAAAAAACUUACUUGUGGGCUGAAAGUAAUUUUAAGAAUGUUUUACAUUGUGUGUAAGUUUUGACAUUUCCAUAUGGCCACUUGUAGUGUUGUCCACUAACAUUGAAACCCAGUAAAUUUCAUGGAAAAUGUC
Molecule: messenger RNA, 6632 nt
Organism: Physella acuta
Lineage: Eukaryota; Metazoa; Mollusca; Gastropoda; Physidae
Product: MAP/microtubule affinity-regulating kinase 3
Biological process (GO): protein phosphorylation; microtubule cytoskeleton organization; intracellular signal transduction
Cellular component (GO): cytoplasm
Molecular function (GO): ATP binding; tau-protein kinase activity
Source: RefSeq, a predicted model, not a curated record